AUGCCCGCCAAGCAGAAGAAGGGACGCGGAAAGACGGUAAACCUUUUCGAGUUCAAUGAGGACUACAUCCCAGAGGAGGCCCUCGACUGGGCCGAGGAUGAUUGGAUGACGGCGGAACAGGUCGGCGAGGCGAAGUUGUCAGAGAAAUUUGCGAGGCAGCGGCAGGAGUACAGCCGCAUGACAAACAACACACUAGACCAACAGGAAAGCUUCCGCACAGCGGCCGUGUCGGAGCAGAAGAGGUCAUUCACCAUUGACGACCUGCAGCCACCGUUUGUGGCCCACUUCGGUAACCUGCGCAACGGCACGACCGAGGAGGACUUCCUUUCCCUCUUCAACCGCGACGCCAUCGCAACCCACCGCCUCAUCAACCAGGAUGGCAAGUCCUUCGCGUUUGUGGAGUUUGUCUCCGCACAGGCGCUAACGGUGGCGCUGUCGCUAGACCAGACCUUCCAGCGCGGUCGCCGCAUGUAUGUCGACCUCGCCACACAGAAACAAGUGGAGCGACUGCUUAACCGCAACACAAACGAGCGUCCGGGCAUGUCACGCGAUGCAGCUGGCCAGCAGCAGCCCGCCGGUCUCGCCGUCAUGGGGCUGUCCCGCGACGUCUUUGGCGGGCAGCAGCCUGAGGAUCAGCCGGGAAUGCCGAUGAUGGGCGGCCGCUCGAACUUCGGCUCCCGCGUGGACCUCCACAGCCUCAGCGACCUGUCACGCGACAUGCUAGGCUCAGCCGUGCAGCAGGCAUCGCCCACGUCGGGCAGCCCGAUAUGCAGCGCUGGCUCCCCACUGAACUUCGGCAACUGGCGCAACGACACCCCAGAGCAGCAGCCCGAGUUUUCCAUCCUGCACGACAAUGGCCGCAGUGAGGAUGGCAUCGACCUCCGUGCGGGCAACCUGCGCCGCAGCAGCGGCCCGGCAAGCCCGACCCCCCCGGCGGCGCUGCCAGAGCCGAGGCCGAACCCGUUCGGCGGGGAGAUGGGCAACUGGCGUGACGCCCCGCGCGCCGAGGUGCCAAAGAUGGAGGAGGCACCAGCGGUCGCUGCCGAAGGUGACGCGACAACUCUGAGCAAGCGCAAGUCGGAGGAAAACAACGCUGGUGGCGCCAACAACAGCGGGGCAGCCAGCGGCACGAAUAGCAACGGUCGCGGUCGAGGCGCAGGCGGCCUCGGUCGCGGUGGCGCAGGCCCCAGUGACAGGAGUUACUUCGCCGGCGAGAGGAGCGGGUUCGGCGGUGAGCGCAGCGGGUUUGGUAACGAGAGGUACGCGCCAUCCAAACCGCCCGGCCCCGUAAACAUGGACAAGUGGGCUGACCUGCGCCGCAGCUGA
Leishmania braziliensis MHOM/BR/75/M2904 is the source of this 1326-nucleotide messenger RNA. RefSeq lists its product as hypothetical. The transcript has a single exon. Lineage: Eukaryota; Euglenozoa; Kinetoplastea; Trypanosomatida; Trypanosomatidae. Bases 1 to 1326 code for a protein of 441 amino acids. The record is from RefSeq and is a predicted model, not a curated record. Gene Ontology annotation, molecular function: RNA binding.